This is a messenger RNA of Vollenhovia emeryi, 1152 nucleotides long. Its product is annotated as ankyrin repeat domain-containing protein 40-like. The record is from RefSeq and is a predicted model, not a curated record. The transcript has 3 exons. NCBI's taxonomy places the organism in Eukaryota, Metazoa, Arthropoda, Insecta, Hymenoptera, Formicidae. The coding region runs from base 276 to 1055 and encodes 259 amino acids. Gene Ontology annotation, molecular function: protein binding.
UUAUACUGUGGUUGGAGUACUUGGAGUGGACAGUUACGACAGUAAACUGAGUAAACUCGCGGUCGCGACUCCGAGGAGGGAUUCCGGAAUGGAAAACGGAAUCCAGAAUAGAGGAACGACACGAUUCCAACGAUCGUAAACUAGAAAACCUUUUAUCGAGUUUGUUUUCCGAGACGGCGCGGCGCAUUGGAAUCUCCCAAGCUAUCGAGCACGAAUGUAGUAUCACUAACGAGAAUGCGACGUACUAUAACGCGGUGCGUGUAAAACGUUGCAAAAUGGAAAGAAUGCUCGAGGACCGUCUGAGGGAGAGGGUUUGCGUCGGCGACACGGACGGCGUGAAAGAUCUCUUGAAUCUAGGCGUCGACGUUAACGCGCGAGAUCCCGACAGCGGAUGGACUGCUCUACAUUGGGCGUGCAAAGAGGGAUACUUGGACAUGGUUGCUCUACUCCUGAAAAGUGGCGCCGACGAAACUCUGCGAUCUGAAAUAGGCGAAACCCCAGGGUCUGUCUGCAGCAACCAACAGAUCUUGUAUCUUCUAAACACAAACGAUGAUCUUGAGCGGAUCAUGUACGAUUCGUCGUUACGCGCGGUCACAUCCGCGUACGCUCCGCCAGAUUUUCUGCGAGCCCCUGCAAACCCUUCAAAAGUCCGAAAUAACGUGCACGACAAGACGUGUGCGUGCAGACCCGUCGCGUCGCUUCAAGACGAAUUGGUAUUAAAAAUCCGGGUUGCCAAUACAGCGGAUCCAGAUUUCAUAGAGGUGGAAUUGGCGCGAAGCGAGCUGACAUAUCAGGCUCUGUUGUGUCUGUGCUGCAAGGAGCUGGCUCUCAAUUUGCAUCAAAUUCAGAAGCUGCGAAAACUACCGAACACCAGAUUGAGAAGAGACAAGGACAUUCAGAGACUUCAAAACUUGCAAGAGAUCGAGGUGGUCGUAGACGCGACGAACGUGUACAAGAGCAUGCAGAAUGCUAACGGUGUCGCCAACAGCUUGCCAACGUUGCCGGCUAAUGGAUAUCAGAGUAUAUCUAAGAAGGAUCAGACCAUUUUGUAUUGAUCAUCCGCAUUGAGAAGGCAAACCUUAAUCACAGUUUCAAAUAUUUACACACAAUCUAGUAGAUUAAUAAAACAGAAAUUAUUUGUUAAGCAAAAAA